AUGAAGGGUCAAGGAUGUUAUGGCAAUUUUAUUCAAAGCUGUAAGCCUUACAUAGCCAUUAUUUCUCUGCAAUUCGGCUAUGCCGGAAUGAACAUCAUCACUAAGGUUUCUCUCAACCGAGGAAUGAGCCAUUACGUGCUGGUCGUCUACCGGCACGCCUUUGCCACCGCAGUUAUCGCUCCCUUUGCUCUCAUUCUCGAGAGGAAAGUGAGGCCAAAGAUUACACUUCCUAUUUUCAUGCAAAUAUUUGUGCUGGGGCUUCUUGGGCCUGUGGUUGAUCAGAACUUCUACUACGCCGGGCUGAAAUUCACGUCGCCGACCUUUUCUUGUGCCAUGAGCAAUAUGCUCCCGGCAAUGACAUUCGUCAUGGCAGUCCUUUGCAGGAUGGAAACGUUGGACAUGAAGAAAGUGAGAUGCCAAGCAAAGGUGGUGGGAACAAUAGUGACGGUGGCUGGAGCCAUGUUGAUGACAAUAUACAAAGGACAUGUCAUUAACUUUGUGUGGUCUGAGCACAUGCAUCACCCAAGAUCCUAUGCUCCCACAGGGGCCACCGACAAAGAUUGGGUCAAGGGCUCCAUUCUGCUCAUCAUUGCUACCUUUGCCUGGUCUUCUUUCUUCAUUCUUCAGGCAGUGACGAUGAAGAGAUACACAGCUCAGCUCUCACUCACAGCCCUAGUGUGCUUUAUAGGCACACUCCAGUCUAUAGUCGUCACUUUUGUUAUGGAGCACAAGCCCUCUGCUUGGACCAUUGGCUGGGACAUGAAUCUUUUAGCUGCAGCCUAUGCUGGAAUAGUGUCAUCGAGCAUUUCAUACUAUGUCCAAGGGUUGGUCAUGGAGAAAAGAGGGCCUGUCUUUGUUACUGCUUUUAGCCCUCUCAUGAUGAUCAUUGUUGCCAUCAUGGGCUCUUUCAUUCUUGCUGAAAAUAUCUACCUUGGAGGGGUUCUUGGCGCUAUAUUGAUUGUAGUUGGGCUUUACUCGGUUCUGUGGGGAAAGUACAAAGAGCACAAAGAGAAGGAAGCCAUGGAAUUGGAAUCAAUCCCUGAAGCAGUAAAGGGUGGUGGAGAGAAUGGACGCAUGGCAACAGUGAUGGAAGAUAUUGAAGCAAAUGAAUUCCAAAUGCCAAAGGAGACCGUUCCCGUGGUAGCCAUUACUGCUCCCAUCCCGCAGCCCACCGUGAUAGCUGUGACAGCACCAAAAGAAUAAUAAUAAUAUCAAGUGAGAAAUACAGAAAUAAUAGAUUGGAGAGGAGGGAAAGGAGGAAUA
Messenger RNA from Corylus avellana, 1263 nucleotides. RefSeq names its product WAT1-related protein At5g07050. Gene Ontology annotation, cellular component: membrane. Gene Ontology annotation, molecular function: transmembrane transporter activity. The record is from RefSeq and is a predicted model, not a curated record. NCBI's taxonomy places the organism in Eukaryota, Viridiplantae, Streptophyta, Magnoliopsida, Fagales, Betulaceae.